CAGAUUGAGGUUAUGUCUUAUUGUCUUUUCAGUCUUCAACCCGACCGCCAUUGACCUAUUGUCAAAUUGAAAAAUCUAAGGAAUAUAAUAAUUUUGAUCAAACCUUUUCAAUUAAACGGAUGAAUAAUUUUUAAAUCAAAAGAAACAACAACUAUUAUCAAGAGUAUCAGAGUAGUGAGCUAGUUUAUGAAAACUGACGUAAGAAUGAAGUUGAUUGCUAGCUCAUCCAAUCCUCCCAUAGGAGCAUUGAUUAUAGCUAAUUUGCUGAAAGAUGAGAUAGGGAUAGAAGUGGUUUGGGGUGAUGAAACAACUCUCACCAUUGAUGGAAUUGUGUUCGAUACAAAUCCGGCAAUAUGUCGAUACUUGUCAAGAACUGCAAAGAAAUCCAAUCUUUAUGGCUCAAACAUUUCUGAAACAGUCGAAGUUGACCAUUGGAUAUCGUUCAGUAUUGGACCCUUGAGUUGUACUAACCAAUUUGCAGAUGGUCUGAUUUAUUUGGAGAAGGUAUUGGCACCAGUUACAUACCUUGUUGGUAGCCAACUCACACUAGCUGAUGUUUUUGUCUGGGCUACUUUAUUUGAAAACAACAAGUUCAAGAAGCUGUUGGAGAAGAAGCAAGUGACAGGCAAUGUUGAGAGGUGGUACAGACUGGUGGAGCAGAACAGAACGAUUGCUGACGCAUGCGCCUCUCUGCCGGCGAAAGCAGCGCCACAAGAUGCACCUGCACCGUCGGAUGGAGUCAAGAAGGAGGAGGGCAAAUUCGUCGAUCUGCCCGGCGCCGAGAUGGGAAAGGUUGUCGUGCGAUUCCCCCCAGAAGCCAGUGGAUACCUCCAUAUCGGGCACGCCAAAGCAGCAUUGUUGAAUCAGUACUAUCAGGAGGCUUUCAAAGGGAAACUCAUUAUGCGUUUCGAUGAUACUAAUCCAGCUAAGGAAAAGGUCGAUUUUGAGAAGGUGAUAUUGGAAGAUCUGGAGCUGCUGGAGAUUAAGCCAGACCAAUUCACACACACAUCCAGCUACUUUGAUUUGAUGCUUGUGAUGUGUGAGCGACUCAUCAAGGAGGGCAAGGCCUACGUCGAUGACACUGAGCCCGAACAAAUGAAAGCCGAACGAGAACAACGCCAACAGAGUGUCAAUUGGAAUAACUCUGUUGAAAAGAACAUGGAAAAAUGGAAGGAGAUGAAAGCUGGAUCGGAAUACGGCCAGAAAUGUUGCGUUCGUGCCAAAAUAGACAUGAACUCUGCAAACGGCUGUAUGCGAGAUCCCACAAUCUAUCGUUGCAAGAAUGAACCGCAUCCUCGUACCGGUACCAAAUACAAGGUUUAUCCAACAUACGACUUUGCGUGUCCAAUCGUGGACAGCAUAGAGGGCGUGACUCACUGCCUGCGCACAAUGGAGUACCACGACCGCGACGAGCAGUUCUACUGGUUCAUCGAUGCACUCAGCCUGAGGAAGCCGCACAUCUGGGAGUACUCGCGCCUCAACAUGACCAACACUGUGCUCUCCAAGCGCAAGCUCACCUGGUUCGUCGAAAAUGCAUUCGUCGAUGGAUGGGAUGAUCCAAGAUUUCCGACUGUCAGAGGAGUUCUCCGCCACGGAAUGACAGUUGAAGGCCUGAAGCAGUUCAUCAUAGCUCAGGGCUCGUCUCGGUCGGUUGUCGUCAUGGAGUGGGAUAAAAUAUGGGCUUUCAACAAGAAGGUUAUAGAUCCAGUUGCACCGCGCUACUCAGCCGUGGAGGGAGACGCGGAUGCCAGAGUGGUUGUGAAUGUGGCUGGAGCGAAGGAGGAGCAGCUGGUUGUGGCCAAGCACCCCAAGAACCCCGCAGUCGGCACCAAAACUGUGUGUGUUGGUCCGCGCAUCCUCAUCGACUAUGCCGAUGCUGAGUGCUUGAAAGAAGGCGAAAACACCACUUUCAUCAAUUGGGGAAAUUUGAGAAUCAAGAAAAUUAACAGGAAGGAUAAUCGAAUUGUUAGUGUCGAUGCAGAGCCCAACCUAGACGACAAGGAUUACAAAAAGACGCUGAAAAUUACGUGGCUAGCUGAUUCAUCUAAGGCUCCACUCAUUCCUGCCCUAAUUACCUACUUCGAUCACAUCAUCAGUAAGCCGGUUCUGGGCAAGGAUGAAGAUUUCAAAACCUACAUUGGACACAACACAAAGACCGAAGUGAAAAUGCUGGGUGAUCCAGAGUUAGCGAAUGUCAAGAAAUCUGAAAUCAUUCAACUGCAGAGAAAAGGAUUCUUCAUUUGCGACAGUCCUUACAAGCCAGCCAGCAUCCAUUCAGGAAGAGAAUCACCCAUCUGCCUAUUUUUCAUUCCUGACGGCCAUACAAAGGAAAUGCCAACUCAAGGCCCCCGAAAAAAGAUCGAGGAAAUCUCUGCCAAAGAGAAGAAACAGUCACUGAAAGGAAAGGCAGCUGAGAAAUCUCCCCUUGAAGAGAACAAUCCAAUCAUAGCCCAGGAUGCCACUGGCUUGAAUCUACAGAUCACUCAACAAGGCGAUAAAAUACGUCAGCUCAAAGUGAACAAAGCACCCAAGGCUGACAUCACCGCCGAAGUGCAGGUGCUACUGAACCUAAAGAACUCGUUCAAAACAGUGACCGGCGUGGAUUGGCAGCCAGGGGUAGCAGUGCCGGCCGCCACUGGGGCUGAUGAUGCUGAAGCACUAGACAAGCAGAUCACAGCACAGGGAGAGCAAGUGAGGCGGUUGAAGUCCGAGAAAGCCGGCAAAGAAGUGAUCGCCGACCAAGUGAAGGUGCUUCUAGGUCUCAAAGAACAGUACAAGAAGAAGACCGGCAAGGAUUGGAGUCCUAAAGUAGCAGGCGCCGGAGACUCCAACAAACCUGCACCGGUCAAGGCGGAGGCAGCUGCUAGUUCGCCAAAAGAUAUCAACGAUAAAAUCGUUGCACAGGGAGAUAGAGUGAGGAGUCUGAAGACGGAAAAAGCACCCAAAGAUCUGAUCGAUGCCCAAGUGAAAUUGCUGCUUGAGUUGAAAGCUGAGUUCAAGAAAGUGUCUGGCAAAGAUUGGAAACCAGGCACUGUCGUUGAAGAAGUAAAGGUGGCUGCAGCAUCCCCUCAAGUGAAAUCCGAUAACUCAGCUGAACAAGUGAACAGUAAGAUUGCAGCACAAGGUGAUAAGGUACGGGUUUUGAAAGCUGAAAAGGCAGCCAAAAACAUCAUUGAGGCUGAAGUAAAGAUUCUACUCGAGCUGAAAGCAGAGUUUAAAAAAGUGUCCGGACAAGACUGGAAGCCUGGUGUGAAAGUAGCCACUGUUGAAACAGCUGUCCCUGAUUCUACAAUGUCACCUCCAACCAAUGGCACCGAUAAAACCAGCGAACUAGAUACUAAAAUAACAGAGCAAGGAAAUCUGAUUCGCAAUUUGAAAUCCGAUAAAGCAGCGAAAAACGUGAUCGGUGAUGAGGUUAAAGUGUUGCUAGCUCUGAAAGAGGAGUACAAAAAGGUGUGUGGGAAGGAUUGGAAGCCGUCAGAGACCCCCACUAACGACAACGAACCGUCUUCUACGACUUGCACCUCGACCAGCCCAGAGGUUGCCUCCAUUGAGAGUAAAAUCAAGACAGUGGGCGAUAAAAUAAGACAGUUGAAAGCUGACAAAGCGGACAAGAAUGUGAUUGGUGCUGAGGUGGCUGAACUGUUGUCGUUGAAAGCACAGUACAAGACGGUGAGCGGCAAGGAUUGGACCCCGGAUGCUGGCAGUCAGCAACCACGCAAGCAGGCUCCACCUCCUGCCAAGAAAGAGAAGAGUCCUAAACCUCCACCACAGAAAAAGAAGCAAGCUGAGGAAAAGCCAGCAACUGAUGAUUCAACUGGUCUGAAAAAGCAAACAAGACUGGGAAUGGAAGCAAAGAAAGAAGAAAAUUUAUCAGAUUGGUAUUCUCAGGUGAUUGUCAAAGGUGAAAUGAUUGAGUACUAUGACGUGAGUGGCUGUUAUGUGCUGCGCCCGUGGUCAUUCUCCAUCUGGGAAAUAAUCAAAGAUUUCUUGGAUAAGGAAAUCAAAAAGAUGGGCGUCAAGAACUGUUACUUCCCAAUAUUCGUUUCCCAGGCAGUUCUUGAGAAAGAGAAAGAUCACAUUGCUGAUUUUGCACCUGAGGUGGCUUGGGUGACCAAGUCUGGAGACUCUGACCUUGCCGAGCCGAUUGCAAUUCGGCCGACCAGUGAGACGGUCAUGUACCCAGCAUUCGCCAAAUGGAUCCAGUCCUACCGCGACUUGCCAAUCAAACUCAAUCAAUGGAACAAUGUUGUGAGAUGGGAGUUCAAGCACCCUCAACCAUUCCUGAGAACGAGGGAGUUCCUAUGGCAAGAAGGUCAUACGGCGUACGCAACUGUCAAAGAGGCCCAGGAUGAAGUUCUACAAAUUCUAGAACUAUACAAGCGUGUCUACACCGAUCUGCUGGCGAUUCCAGUUGUGAAAGGACGCAAAACCGAAAAAGAGAAAUUUGCUGGUGGUGACUACACAACAACAGUGGAAGCUUUCAUUGCAGCCAGCGGCCGAGCCAUUCAGGGAGCCACUUCCCAUUAUCUAGGCCAAAACUUUUCGAAAAUGUUCGAAGUUGUAUUUGAGCAUCCUGAAACUCAGGAGAAGGAAUACGUGUAUCAGAACUCGUGGGGAAUGACUACUCGUACCAUAGGUGUCAUGAUUAUGGUUCAUGCAGAUAAUCAAGGUCUUGUCCUUCCACCAAGAGUAGCUGCAAUCCAGGUUAUAGUAGUUCCUUGUGGAAUUACAGUGAAACAGUCAGAAGCUGAUAGAAAAGAACUGAUAGAUGCGUGCAAAGAGGUCGAAGCAGCUCUCUCCGGAGCUGGAGUUCGAGUGGAGGGUGAUUACCGCGAUAACUACUCUCCUGGAUGGAAAUUCAAUCACUGGGAGCUCAAGGGAGUGCCAAUCAGACUGGAAAUCGGGCCGAAGGACAUGAAGUCAGGGCAACUGGUGCUGGUGCGGCGCGACAACGGAGCCAAGAUCUCAGCCAAGUCGAGCGACGCUGUGCAACAGGUGCUGGCUCUGCUCCAAGACAUUCAUGCGUCUAUGUUGAAAAAAGCUACUGAGGAACUAAAUUCACAUUUGGUGAUCACUUCAGAUUGGAAUGAGUUCUGUACUUCUCUCGACAAGAAAUGCAUCGUUAUGUCUCCAUUCUGCGGUGCGAUUCCUUGCGAGGAACUCAUUAAACAGGAGAGUGCUAGGGACGAACCAGGCGAAGAAACAGCUGGUCAGGCAUCGAUGGGUGCCAAAAGUUUGUGCAUACCAUUUGAGCAGCCAAAACCCCUCAAACCCAAUGAGAAGUGCUUCCAUCCCGCUUGCAAGAAUACAGCCACCGCUUACACUCUAUUUGGAAGAAGUUAUUAGAUUUUAAACCUAAACUUAGCAUUGAAUCCACAGUAAUUCAGAAAACUCGCACGAGUAUAAAUUAUAUCUUCGAAAUCAAUAUUGUUAAUCAGCAAAUCAUUUAUUGCUUAUUUGUUCAUGAUAAUGAAAUUAAGUGAAUAAUUUUAUCAUGUAAACUCAUUAUAACUGUUUUAACCAUGA
Nilaparvata lugens (brown planthopper) is the source of this 5529-nucleotide messenger RNA. RefSeq names its product bifunctional glutamate/proline--tRNA ligase (gene GluProRS). NCBI's taxonomy places the organism in Eukaryota, Metazoa, Arthropoda, Insecta, Hemiptera, Delphacidae. Gene Ontology annotation, molecular function: ATP binding; proline-tRNA ligase activity; glutamate-tRNA ligase activity. Gene Ontology annotation, biological process: glutamyl-tRNA aminoacylation; translation; prolyl-tRNA aminoacylation. Gene Ontology annotation, cellular component: aminoacyl-tRNA synthetase multienzyme complex; cytoplasm. The record is from RefSeq and is a predicted model, not a curated record.